GCACAUGCUGUUUAGCCAGAGAUCAAGCACAGAGCCUCCCUGGGACUGCAGUCUCCUUUCAUAAGCUCUGGCGAAUCGGGAAAAGGGUAAGGAAAUAUGGUGAACCAAAGAGCUGACGUGGGUUGGCACUCUAAGAGUGAUUCCAGCGGGGCCAGUAACAGUGGAGAGAGCUCCAGAGAGAGCUCCAGAUGCUCCACCCCAGUACCGGACGCUGACCGCACCGACCGGCUACGGGACAAAAUGAAACGACGUAUCGAGUCAGGGGAUCACUGGUUCUCUUUAGAGUUCUUCCCACCUCGCACAUCGUCUGGAGCGGUCAAUCUUAUCUCUAGAUUUGACCGAAUGGGUUCCGGAGGCCCUCUCUUCAUUGACAUCACUUGGCAUCCCGCUGGAGAUCCGGGCUCAGAUAAAGAAACGUCUUCCAUGAUGAUAGCAAGCACAGCGGUCAACUAUUGCGGUCUGGAGAGUGUCCUGCAUUUAACAUGCUGCAAUCAGACAAAGGAGAAAAUAACAGACCAUUUAAAUAAAGCCAAGCGGCUCGGCCUAAAGAAUAUCAUGGCCCUGAGAGGAGAUCCUGUUGGGGAAGAUUGGGUGGAGGAAGAUGGUGGUUUUAACUUUGCGACAGAUCUGGUCAAACACAUUCGCCAUGAAUUCGAUGACUACUUUGAUAUCUGUGUAGCAGGUUACCCCACGGGUCACCCGGAGGCUGAGAGCUAUGAAGAUGACCUCCGGCACUUGAAGGAGAAGGUUGAUGCUGGAGCACACUUCAUCGUCACCCAGCUGUUUUUCAGAGCAGAAACCUUCCUUAAGUUUGUCAAAGACUGUCGAGCCAUUGGCAUCACCUGCCCGAUUCUUCCAGGAAUCUUCCCCAUCCAGGGUUAUCAUUCACUCCGCCAGCUGGUCAAACUCUCCAAACUUGAAGUGCCGGAGGAGAUCAAGCAAGUGAUUGAGCCCAUUAAGGAUAAUGAUGCCGCUAUCCGGAACUACGGCAUCCAGCAGGCUGUAGAGAUGUGUAAAGUUCUGCUGGCCAGUGGGGAAGUCUCCGGCCUGCACUUUUACACCUUAAACCGAGAGGUGGCCACCAUGGAAGUGCUCAGGCAGCUGGGAUUAUGGGCAGAGGAUCCACGGCGACCUCUGCCCUGGGCCAUCAGCGCCCACCCAAAGCGUAAGGUAGAAGACGUCAGGCCAAUUUUCUGGGCUUCCCGACCCAAAAGCUACAUCUACAGAACACAAGACUGGGAUGAUUUCCCUAACGGAAGAUGGGGGAACUCUUCUUCACCAGCCUUUGGCGAGUUGACGGAUUAUUACUUGUUCUACCUGAAGAGUAAGUCUCCUAAAGAGGCGCUGCUGCAGAUGUGGGGAGAGGAGCUCAUGAGCGAAGAGAGCGUUUAUGAAGUCUUUACCAACUACAUCACUGGACAAACCAACCGCAGUGGACACAAGGUGAUGUGUCUGCCAUGGAACGACGAUCCUCUGGCUCCAGAAACCAACCUGCUGAAGGAUGAGCUGGAGAAGGUGAACCGCAGAGGUGUUCUCACCAUUAACUCUCAACCCAACAUCAAUGGCAAAGCCUCUUCUGAUGCGAUCGUGGGCUGGGGUCCUGCAGGAGGAUACGUCUUUCAAAAGGCGUAUUUGGAGUUUUUCACAUCAAGUGAAAACGUUACUGCGCUUCUGCAAGUGCUGAAGAAAUAUGAACCACGUGUGAACUACCAAAUAGUCAAUGUGCAGGGCAGGAAUAUCACAAACGCCCAUGAUAUGCAGCCCAACGCUGUGACAUGGGGGAUUUUCCCAGGCAGAGAGAUCAUUCAGCCCACUGUGGUGGAUCCAGUCAGCUUUAUGUACUGGAAGGACGAGGCUUUCGCGUUGUGGAUUGAACAAUGGGCGAAGCUAUACGAGGACGAAUCGCCCUCGCGCAUGAUCAUUCAGUACAUCCACGACAACUACUUUCUGGUCAAUCUGGUGGACAACGACUUCCCGCUCGACAACUGUCUGUGGCAGGUGAUCGAAGACAUGUUUGCGCUCCUGGACUCUUCUCAAGUACCGCAGCAGGAGGCAAAUGAAUUGUAGCACCACUAUUCGCUGCUAUUUGAUCCAGAGACGUCUGAACGCACACUUUACUGUAAUGGCACAGUGUUUUUUUGUUUUGUUUUUUUAGUCAUUAUCAGCACUUAAUUCUUUGUCAGUAUAUUGGGGGAAAAGUGACAAACGUAGCACUAUACUCGAUGAUUUGCCUUAAUCUUUAAAGAGACUUAAGUUAGCCGGUUUGGGUGGCGUUUUCUUAUAUUUUAAGCUUGAUUUUUACCUAUUUAUAGACAGUAUUUUGGAUACUGCAGAUGUAUUGAAGCAGGUCAAAAUGUGUGGACAGAGAAUACGGAAUGUGGAUACUGUAUUUUCACUCAGGUGAAUCUUAUGUCAGGUCAUAUUUCUCUCAACAUUCUAGAGAACAUUUAGAUUUACUAAACGCCCUUAGAGAAGAAUAUAGUGCUGCACACAGCUAUUUUAGCUCUUAACUCUAAUUAAUGUGCAUUUGUAAGAGAUUCCCGUUAAGUUGCUAAUGGUAUCGGCAGUAUUUAAACAGAUCACGUAAAACGAUUAACAAACUUUCAACUUAUGGUCAUUUGCUAUAUUAUUCAAUGCCUAAAACUAAGCAUGUCAUAUAUUGUGUUUUCACCAAACACUGCGUCACUUGCUCUAGUGAUGGGAAGUUUGGAUCAUUUUACUGACUGAUUCGAGAUGAACGAAUCUUUUUUCGAGUCAUUUCGUUCAUUUGGUUCAAUUUGCCAAAAUAUUAUUAAAAUGUUACGAGUUGCUUCCAAACACAUCUACAACUAGCCCAAAAGGUUGAUCGCAUGACAAAUAAGUCAUGAAUAGAAUACGAUAAUAAGGAGAAAAUAAUAAUUCAGUGUUUACCUGCUCUUUUGUCUACGACGGUAUUAUUGUCUCUUUGCUCAGCUCACCUCUUUAUGUCCUCAAAUGUUAGUGGUUCGUUCAUGUUACACUGACAGUCACAUUUAAUCUUAAUCAAUGUACACAGUCUCAGAGUCGAUAGGAGCCAUGAUAAUUAGUUCACCUUUAAGUCUUCUCGUUCGUUCAUCAUGUGACAGAAUGACUCCCGAAAGAGGACUCGAGAGAUGAACGGAUCAAUUCUUUUUCCAGCUCUAAACGCAUAUGAUUGGCUUCUGCCUUUCCGCGAUGAACGACUCAAGACUUGAAAGGAACGAUACCACCUGCACAAAUGUGCGCACGCGCGGAUGAACGAAUCGCUCCCUGAGAGGACUCGUAAUUCCCGAGUCAUAUUGAAGAUUCAUUCAAAAUGAACGAAUCGCUCAUGAACGACCCAUCACUAACUUGCUCUCGUUUACCCAGGGGAUGUUUUUCCCCUAAAUACACUGAAAUUACAAAAAUUAAAUUUUUUUUUUUAAGUCAAGUAGUUGCAAACAAAUAGGCUGAAUUUAAACAAACAAAGUUGAGCAUAACCAAAUUUAAUUCAAACAAAAAUUGUAACAAACUUUUUUGGAUAUUUAGUGGAAUCGUUUAGCCAAAAUUGAAUACUCGUAUUGGAAAACCAACAUUUUUGUUUAACUAUGGAAAGCAAGCGAAUAUUUUAAGACACAAAAAACUACAAGAUGGAGACGGUUUAAUUCAAGUCGAGACAGUUGUUUUAUAUAAAUAUUGUUUAAACAUGGAUAAACGCACAUCUGUUAGAUGAGCACCAAUGUGUGCUUUGUAUUCGAGAACCUAUGAGGUUUAUCUGCAAGAACAAUGACCCAUGUCUGUCAAUAAAAGCCUAAAUGAAAUUACUCAGACGGAAA
Danio rerio (zebrafish) is the source of this 3812-nucleotide messenger RNA. It is a transcript of the gene mthfr, whose product is annotated as methylenetetrahydrofolate reductase (NAD(P)H). Lineage: Eukaryota; Metazoa; Chordata; Actinopteri; Cypriniformes; Danionidae. The record is from RefSeq and is marked validated. Gene Ontology annotation, molecular function: methylenetetrahydrofolate reductase [NAD(P)H] activity; methylenetetrahydrofolate reductase (NADPH) activity. Gene Ontology annotation, biological process: L-methionine biosynthetic process; tetrahydrofolate interconversion; L-methionine metabolic process.